UGAACACUUAGCAUUGUUGUUUCCAAUAUUGUAUCUCAUCAUAUACUAAGCAAUUAUAAGCAUAACAUAUCCCAUCUAUUACAUGCAUUGGCACCUGCCAAGUGAUUUGUUUUCACUUUUCAGGUGGCUCAACUGCCACAUAAGACGGCGCUGCCACAGAGAGAAGAGCAGUGAUGGAUCUUAGCUCAUAUAGGUGCUGCUUACUUGCAAUGAUUAUAUAGCUCACCACAUUAGUAGUGUCUUCAUAAAAUGGCUGCAUGAGCCAUCAUUCAAAUCCUUGAAUCCACACACCACUAUAAAAGGGUCAACUAGGAUACCCUUCCUUCUCUCAACUCGCAUGAUAAAAAAGAAACUAAGUCCCUUCUUCCCUCCAAUGGCAUCAAAGUUCUUCUUCACCUCUCUCACUUUGCUGGUUCUUUUCUGCUUGCUUCUUGUGAAAGACACUUCUGGUUUGUCAAUAAUCUUUUUCUUCUCGUUUCUGUCACAAACUUGGGAAGAAAAAAAAGAAGGUAUCAUUCAUAACAUGUUUUGUUUAAUGGCAGAUUAUUGCAAUGCUAAUAAGCAUGGAUGCUUUGAUGCUCAGGCAGCUGUUCUCAAGGAGAUUCGAAAUAGGAAGUUGGUGCAGGUGUUUUUUGCUUUCAAGGAUAAGAAAACAAGUCUGAAGGCUAUGCUGCAAGGAUCAUCAUCAUCAAGAAUGAUAAGAGAUGGUGAAAAAUCAGUGAGUUGGGAGCUGAGGAGGGUUCCUUCUGGUCCAGACCCACUCCAUCAUAACGGUGGCAUUGGCAACCCCAAGCCUCAAACCCCUUAACUUCAUAUAUAUAUAUAUAGUUCUGUUCUCUUGACCUAUUAGUUUUCUUUUUGUUAUCACUGUGAAAACUGAAGAGUGUUUAUCUACUUAGUAGCUAUAUAUAUAGUUUAAUCUGGGGAAAGAAAAAUGCAAUGUGUAGCAGUGAAGUUCUCUUACUUUGACAUGCACUAGAAUAUAUAUGUGUCAGCUUAGCUUGUUCCUGUUCUUCUUUUUUGUUAAUUAGUAUUAUGUUUUUUUAAUUUUAAGCACAUCUAGUAAAAUUUUAUGAAUCACACCAUAUCACAAUGGCAAAGAAAUCAGCUUACCAUACGAUAAAGAUUUUAGUGAUGUUAACCAUAACUAAAACCAGUGAAGUAUGGCAGAUACUGAAUCUAGAGAAAAAGGAACAAAAGAAACUGAUCUUCCUUCUUCCAUGACAUUUUUUAUAUGCUAAAUAGAGACAUUUUAAAAAUAACACGUAAAAAGUAUAUAUUAAUCGACGGUAACAUUACUCUUAGCAGUAGAUGUGAUAUUGGGUCUGAAAACCAGUGACAUUUUCAUUAUGGCAAUUUUGUGCUUACAGCUCAUAGUGUUGAUCAUGGAUUGGAUUGAAACGGAACCUUUAUGAAUUAUGACAGUUAUGUGUUUUGGCCCUUUCUAAUUCUUCCACCCGAAUAACUACAUAAAUAUGCAAGUAUAUGUACCAUCUUCUCUGAUAACUAACCUCGAUCUUCUAUUCUCAAAUUUGUACUCAUGAUAGCCAUAGUGAGAGAAAUGACAUCAGCAAUAACACAUAUGCUGACGCAACCAACUAUAUUUUGUGACAAUAGCCAAAUCCAAUAACCAAAUCUGGCUAAACAUAUUCUCU
Arachis ipaensis is the source of this 1655-nucleotide messenger RNA. NCBI's taxonomy places the organism in Eukaryota, Viridiplantae, Streptophyta, Magnoliopsida, Fabales, Fabaceae. The record is from RefSeq and is a predicted model, not a curated record.